GCCGCAGAGCCGCCACUGGGCUGCGCGCCUCCCUGGGAACCCCCUCUUGUGGGUGCUCUUUGAAGUGGAGGAGGGAGGCGGCGAGGGGGAGGAGGAGGAAGGGAGAGAGCAGAGCCCACAGCUCCCUGCACGCGGAGCCUCCCCUGCACCGCGCACCUGGCGCCGCCUGCCCGCAGCGGCUCGGCCCCUUUCUCCGUGAGGACAACCUGCUGACCCCCGGGCCAGGAUGGAUGGCAGAUGGUGGCCUUCACGCUGGGCAUGGUCCCUGCUGGCUGUGGCACUUGUGGCUGGGGGUGCAUCGUCCACUGGGGCCACGGGCCCAAGGACGGCAGGCCCGUCCGGCCAGGUGCUUCCGCCUCCUUCUAACCGUCGUGGGGCCUCUCACCCAGGACAACAGCCCAACGUCUAACAGCCUGGAGGCGGGCACUGAUGCCACCGCCUACUGGUGGGGAGAGUGGACGAAGUGGACAGCAUGUUCCCGCAGCUGCGGGGCCGGGGUGACGUCCCAGGAGCGGCACUGUCUGCAGCAGAGGAGGACGUCUGUCACGGGCGCCGGGAACCGGACCUGCACGGGCACAUCCAAGAGGUACCAGCUGUGCAGAGUGCAGGAGUGUCCGCCGGACGGGAGGAGCUUCCGCGAGGAGCAGUGCAGCUCCUUCGACUCCCGCGUGUACAACGGGCGGACGCACCAGUGGAAGCCCCUGUAUCCCGAUGACUACGUGCACAUCUCCAGCAAGCCGUGCGACCUGCACUGCACCACGGUGGACGGCCAGCGGCAGCUUAUGGUCCCAGCCCGUGACGGCACGUCCUGCAAGCUCGCCGACCUGCGAGGGGUCUGCGUGUCUGGAAAAUGUGAGCCCAUCGGCUGUGACGGGGUGCUCUUCUCCACCCACACGCUGGACAAGUGCGGCGUCUGCCAGGGCGACGGUAGCAGCUGCACCCACGUGACGGGCAACUACCGCAAGGGGAACGCCCACCUGGGGUACUCUCUGGUGACCCACAUCCCGGCCGGCGCCCGAGACAUCCAGAUUGUGGAGCGGAAGAAGUCGGCCGACGUCCUGGCUCUUGCCGAUGAAGCCGGCUACUACUUCUUCAAUGGCAACUUCAAGGUGGACAGCCCCAAGAACUUCAACAUCGCGGGCACCGUGGUCAAGUACCGGCGGCCCAUGGACGUGUAUGAGACCGGCAUCGAGUACAUCGUGGCGCAGGGGCCCACCAACCAGGGCCUGAACGUCAUGGUGUGGAACCAGAACGGCAAAAGCCCCUCCAUCACCUUCGAGUACACGCUGCUGCAGCCACCGCACGCGCACCGCGUCCAGCCCGUCUACUACAGCUUCUCCGAGCCCGCCUCGGACAGCGCGGAGAGCCAGGAGCUGGACGGCGCCGGGCUGGCGGGCUUCCUGCAACACAACGGCUCCCUCUACGGCCAGGCCUCCUCGGAGCGGCUGGGCCUGGACCACCAACUGUUCGGCCACCGGGACCCGGGGAUCGAGCUGGGUCUGAGCAGAGACCAGGAGACCAACGAGGUGUGCGCGCAGGCCAGCGGCGGGGCCUGCGCGGGGCCCCCCAGGGGCAAGGGCUUCCGAGAUGGCAACGCCACUGGAACGGCUCUCGCGGGAGACCGGGAUGACCAAGAGGCCGAUGCCCGCUUUACCUCCCAGGAGCUCCUCUCGGCCAACGCCAUCUCUGACCAGCUCCUGGGCACAGGCUCUGACUCCAGGGAGCUCCCCCUCAAUGAGACGUUCAACAGCAUCUUUGCACAGGGCGCCCCGAGGAGCUCCCCGGCUGACAGCCUCUACGUUGACUACGAGGAGAAUGAGGGAGCCAGCAUUUACCUGCUCAAUGGGUCCUACCUGGAGCUGAGCAGUGACAGAGUGACCAAUGCCUCCUCCGAGGCCCCGUUCCCCAAUGCCAGUGCCAGCCUCCCCGCCGUGGCCGGGAACAGGACGCAGAAGGCCAGGACCAGGCCCAAGGCCCGCAAGCAAGGCGUGAGUCCCGCAGACAUGUACCGGUGGAAGCUCUCGUCCCACGAGCCCUGCAGUGCCACCUGCACCACAGGGGUCAUGUCGACCUACGCCAUGUGCGUCCGCUACGAUGGCAUUGAGGUGGAUGACAGCUACUGCGACGCCCUGACCAGGCCUGAGCCCGUCCAGGAGUUCUGCGCGGGGAGGGAGUGCCAGCCCAGGUGGGAGACGAGCAGCUGGAGCGAGUGCUCGCGCACCUGCGGCGAGGGCUACCAGUUCCGCAUCGUGCGCUGCUGGAAGAUGCUCUCGCCCGGCUUCGACAGCUCCGUGUACAGCGACCUGUGCGAAGCCGCCGAGGCCGUGCGGCCCGAGGAGCGCAAAACGUGCCGGAACCCGGCCUGCGGGCCCCAGUGGGAGAUGUCCGAGUGGUCGGAGUGCACAGCCAAGUGUGGGGAGCGCAGCGUGGUGACCAGGGACAUCCGCUGCUCGGAGGAUGAGAAGCUGUGUGACCCCAACACCAGGCCUGUGGGGGAGAAGGACUGCACAGGCCCCCCCUGCGACCGCCAGUGGACCGUAUCCGACUGGGGGCCGUGCAGUGGAAGCUGCGGGCAGGGCCGCAUGAUCAGACACGUGUACUGCAAGACCAGCGACGGCCGGGUGGUGCCCGAGUCUCAGUGCCAGACAGAGACCAAGCCUCUGGCCAUCCACCCCUGCGGAGACAAGAACUGCCCCGCCCACUGGCUGGCCCAGGACUGGGAGCGGUGCAACACCACCUGUGGCCGAGGCGUGAAGAAGAGACUGGUCCUGUGCAUGGAACUGGCCAACGGGAAGCCACAGACACGCAGCGGCCCUGAGUGCGGCCUGGCCAAGAAGCCCCCCGAGGAGAGCACGUGCUUCGAGAGGCCCUGCUUCAAGUGGUACACCAGCCCCUGGUCUGAGUGCACCAAGACCUGCGGGGUGGGCGUGCGGAUGCGAGACGUGAAGUGUUACCAGGGGACUGACAUCGUCCGAGGCUGCGACCCGCUGGUGAAGCCUGUUGGCAGACAGGCCUGUGACCUGCAGCCUUGCCCCACGGAGCCCCCAGACGACAGCUGCCAGGACCAGCCAGGCACCAACUGCGCCCUGGCCAUCAAGGUGAACCUCUGCGGCCACUGGUACUACAGCAAGGCGUGCUGCCGCUCCUGCAGGCCCCCCCACUCCUAGGCCCGGCAGCCGCCCCUCAGAGACCGAGCACCCCAUCCCUGGGGCCGCAGCAGCUCCUGGGGCCCUUCCACGGACACCCUUCCUGCAGGGCCCCCAGCUGUGAAGACGUGACACUGAGCCUCUGCUCUCCCCGGGUAGGAGAGCCCCCGAGAGCGCCCACCAGCCCUCCUGGGACACAGCCAUGAGGAUGGCGCGUUUGUGGUUCCGCCCUGGGCACCCAGCCCCACCCAGGGGCCUGGAGACGUCGUCUCUCCCUCCAGGGCUGGGGGAGGGGCAGCCAGGGAGAUCAGGGGCCGCCGGGUUCCUGCUCCUGUGCAGGUGCGCUCCUCCCAGAGGAAUUUUAAUCUCACGGUUUAGCAUCGUUCGCCUCCCCGACACGAAGCUCUUGGCACGCAGGGACCCACCGCACUUUAUGCCCGGGAAGAGGCAUGUUUCUCAUGGCACGCGUGGCCGUGCCGUCGUGCGUCAGUACUCUCUGUAUGUUAAUAAAGUGGCCGUAUUUAUGGUGA
Messenger RNA from Camelus dromedarius (Arabian camel), 3676 nucleotides. It is a transcript of the gene ADAMTSL2, whose product is annotated as ADAMTS like 2. Gene Ontology annotation, biological process: extracellular matrix organization; proteolysis. Bases 231 to 3167 code for a protein of 978 amino acids. The record is from RefSeq and is a predicted model, not a curated record. NCBI's taxonomy places the organism in Eukaryota, Metazoa, Chordata, Mammalia, Artiodactyla, Camelidae. Gene Ontology annotation, cellular component: extracellular matrix. The transcript is spliced from 19 exons. Gene Ontology annotation, molecular function: metalloendopeptidase activity.